ACAAUGCUCAACUGAUCCAAAUCCAGGCUUAUAAUUACACCUUUUAAAAUCUAUCACGGUUCAAGGUUCACAUCUUAUCAGCACUCAGAUGUACCCUCGGUGCAGUGAGUCAUAAAAUUGCUCUAAGCUAUAAUAAAACUUUAAAACUCUUAUAUUUUCACCUACAAGAAUUCUCUAAAAAUAGCAGCUGCAGGAAACUAAUUUCUCCAGCUGCUAAAAAAAGGCUCAACUCAAGUUAUUCGCGUUUAACCUUGCAUUAUCCGCGUCUUGCUUCAUAAAACGAUUUCCCACGCGUUCAAUUCAUCUUCUAUUUUUUUUAUUCAGUUACUUAUCGUUUUCUAGUACGUCUUCACAGUACUGCAUUCUUCGGUUUUAAAUUAGUAACAUAGUCAAAAGAAUUGAAUAAUUCAUGACUGCUUUACGACCUAACGGAGAGUUAAAAGAUGCGAGCACUCUCGUCAGUACAUACUGUUUUAAAUAUUAUCUAAUGUGUAAACAAGUCGAAACUUUCUCUGUUUCGAGUGGCCUCAUGGCCCGUCUAAUUGCUGGGAGAGGGAUAGCUGAUAAACAAGCUUAGUGCACGACUUCUGGCACGAACUCCGGUCGCAGCAAUGGCGCAAGGUCCCUUAUAAAUGCGUGCGUGCGUACGUUCAUGAUUUCCAGUCAGUGGGAGGUCAGCCUUUCGGCGAGAACGAUACGCGUUGCGUGGAUCCCUUUUCCCCUUCCUUUCUUUCGCUCUUCCUCUUCCUAUCUUUUCUUCUUGUCCCCAAACGCGUGCAGUCGAUUCGAAGCGUGUCAACCACGCUCUGCAUACUCGUAUUUUCCACGUCUCUCAGACGGCUCAGUGUCUGCGUGGGCGGCGGUCCUUUGAUGCACCGGAUGAACCAACUACAGCUGCCAAAUCGAUGUAACGUGUCUUUUUUUACGAAAGAAGCCUCUUGUUUGCAAAGGGAUCUUUCCCGAUAACAUGCCGGAAGUCUGAUUUCUCGCUCCGUGAAUCAAGAGUGCUUUCUCGAAAGGCGGUGUAUUGUUAUCACGGUUCGACGAUUGCGAACGAAAGCGUGACCGGGGUCUCUUUAUCGGUCGAGUGAUUUUGAAAAACGGACGUCAUUGAUCGAAUGUUUUAAUCGAAAUUCGAAACGUCGCUGCCUGCGCGCGAACAGUGCACGUGUACCUUGCCUGACAUUUCUCUCGCGAGGCCUGAUGAGUCACACGCUCUUACCGACAAUUGCACUUCUGCGUCUGUAAACAGCUCCAAGAAACGACCGGUUGUGUAACGUAAGACGUGGUUCUGAAGAGUGUAGCCUUUGUUUUAGAAUUAACAAACCUCGCGAUAAACGUUGAGUCGAUAUCCGGUGCACGGCCGUCGCGAGCCUACAUAAAAAGAGACCGUUAAAAAUGAGAGAAGCGAACUGAAGGGAAGAAAAUUAUUCAAAAAGUGCUGAUAAAUUUCACGUUCGAGAUGUGGAACGUGAUCAGAGAAUUUCUGGAGCAGUUCCUGUUACUGGGGCUGUUCCUCAGCCUUUUGUACUGCUUCCUCACUUCCACCUUCAACUUCUGGGAGAUCCGAGGCGUACCCUUCAGGAAGCCCAUCGUGCUUUUCGGGAACUACGCCUCGCUGUUGCUUUUCCGGAAGUCUCUGCCCGAAGGUAUCAAGGAGAUGUACGACUGGUUCAAGGACGAGAGGUACUUCGGAACCUUCCGCGUGAAGUCUCCCAUUCUGAUCCUGAGGGAUCCCGACCUCAUCAAGAACAUCUGCGUGAAGAACUUCGCCUGCUUCUCCAACCGCGGCAUACCAGUGAACGGCCAGGAUUCGCUGUCCGCCCACUUGUUCAAUCUGGAAGGGAAGAAAUGGAAGAGUCUGCGUUGCAAGCUGACCCCAGCCUUCUCGUCCGGCAAAUUGAAAAGAAUGUUCUACCUGCUGGCCGAGUGCGGCGAGGAGUUUCAAAAAUUAAUCGAUUCGUCCUCCGAUCGGCCAUUUGAGAUUCGCGAGCUGGCUGCGAAAUUUACGAUAGACGUCAUUGGUAGCUGCGCCUUCGGCAUACAAAUAAACGCGCUCACCGACGAGGAAUCCGAGUUUCACAGGGCUGCGAAGAAGCUCUCGAGGCCGAGUUACAAGGCCACGUUAUGGAGGAUGCUUCGAACGGCGAUGCCGAGACUUUAUAAGCUUCUAGGUGUUCAGGUGAUCGAUCCUGAGGUGACGAGGUUCUUCAAAAAUGUCGUGUCGCAGAUGCUGAAGCAGCGGGAGGAGCAGGCGGUCAAGAGACACGACUUCAUGGACUUGUUGAUCGAGUUGAAGGAUAAAGGCACGCUGGAAAAUGAGUCGGGUAACGGGCUGAUUGGCAACGAGGAGGAUGCAGAUACGGCUGAAGAGAUAGAACUGGACGAGAACAGUAUUGCCGCCCAGGCGUUUGUAUUUUUUGCCGCCGGUUACGAAACCUCGUCCAAUACUAUUGCAUUCUGCCUUCAUGAAUUGGCAUUGAAUGCUGAAAUUCAGGAAAAAACCAGACGGGAUAUUCAUGAUGCUAUCGACAGCAGGGGAGGAAAGUUGACUUAUGAUGCUGUGCAGGACAUGAAGUACCUUGACAUGGUUAUUGCAGAAACUCUUCGAAAAUACCCACCAGCAUCACUCUUAUCUCGUAGAUGUGAAUACCAGUAUCAGAUACCGGGUAGUAAAGUGGAACUACCUCCAGGUAUGAGGGUGAUCAUACCAAUUUAUGGACUUCAUCAUGAUCCAGAUUAUUAUCCCAAUCCAUCAAUGUUUGAUCCUGAACGCUUCACAGAAGAGAAUAAACGUACAAGGCAUCCAUACACAUACCUUCCAUUUGGGGAAGGACCAAGAAAUUGUAUAGGAAUGCGGUUUGCAUUAUUGCAAAUUAAAGUUGGUAUAAUUUCAUUUCUGAGGAAUCACAGAGUGGAGGUUUGUGAAAAGACAGUCACACCAAUAAAGUUUAGCAGGCGAAGCCUAGUAACAACGAGCGAGAAAGGAUUCUGGCUCAAAAUUGUACAGUAUUAAGCUACUUUUAAUGUCGUAGAAAGGCAACCUUUCAGUCUUUCGUGUACUUAAUAUACCUCACAAAGUAAUCAAACUUCAAAAAAAUUGUUUGAUAUGAUUAGAGCUGAUACAGUCAAUCAUUAUCUUCAAUAUCAAACUUUAACCGUUUAUUUUCCUUCUAUCAUUCAACAAGAACAAUAACAAAUAAUUUUUAAUACAAUGCAUUGAUAGAAAUUGUUUUUAGAAAGUGGUUUAUUAUAAUAUUUGCGUGUAAGUGAAGCAUUUAUAUUUU
This is a messenger RNA of Megachile rotundata (alfalfa leafcutting bee), 3287 nucleotides long. Its product is annotated as putative cytochrome P450 6a13. Gene Ontology annotation, molecular function: oxidoreductase activity, acting on paired donors, with incorporation or reduction of molecular oxygen; iron ion binding; monooxygenase activity. Lineage: Eukaryota; Metazoa; Arthropoda; Insecta; Hymenoptera; Megachilidae. The record is from RefSeq and is a predicted model, not a curated record.